Tigriopus californicus is the source of this 4640-nucleotide messenger RNA. Its product is annotated as importin-4-like. Gene Ontology annotation, biological process: protein import into nucleus. Bases 184 to 4521 code for a protein of 1445 amino acids. Lineage: Eukaryota; Metazoa; Arthropoda; Copepoda; Harpacticoida; Harpacticidae. The record is from RefSeq and is a predicted model, not a curated record. Gene Ontology annotation, molecular function: small GTPase binding; nuclear import signal receptor activity. Gene Ontology annotation, cellular component: nucleus; cytoplasm. The transcript is spliced from 2 exons.
GUGAAUUUCGUGAAUUUCUCAAGUUGUGGGCUCGGUCUCUCUGACCAAUCGGCGUUAGAUUAGGCUACCCACGUGGGUUUCUGGGACGGCCGGAUUUCGCUCGCGGUAUCGCACGAGCCUCGGCUUAUUGUGGUCCUACCCUUGGUUCGUCCAUCGAUCGCCCUCCGCCCGUCAAUCCCCGUCAUGGAGGCCAUCAUUCUCAAGUUGCUCCAACCCGAUAACGCCGUGAUCGAAGCCGGGACACGCGAACUGAAAGCGGCCCUGAGCUCGCCGCAGGCUUUGCCCGAGUUAUGCAGCGUGCUCACGACCACUACGGCCUCGCCCGAAGUCCGGCAAUACGCGGCCGUUCUGCUCCGGAAGAAGUUUGGACAAGAGCGUUUAUGGUUGGGUCUGAGCGGUGAGCAGCGCGAUUUGGUGCGCCAAGGCUGUUUGGGCGCGCUCCAGGCCGAAUCCCAGCCCAGUGUGCGCCAGGCCAUCGUCCAAUUGGUGGGCGUGUUGGCCCGUCGCGAGCCUUGGCCCGAGUUGCGCGCCUUUAUUGUGGCUAGCUGGAGCUCGGAUCAAUCCGAGGCGCGCGUGUGGGGCGUACGCACUUGGUCCGUGGUGUGUCAAGAGGCGGGCGCGCAAGUCCGACCCGAGCUGCCCCAAUUUGCGCCCUUACUGCAGCGAGCUUGGUCCCAGGGGGAACCCGAGAUGGCCUAUUACGCUACGCAAGCUCUGCAGGCCUUGGUGCCGCACCUGGGCUCGGAGGAACUCCCGCUAGUUCAACCGUUGAUCACCCACGUAGUGGCCGCGCUCCCGGCUUUGGUGCGCGCCGAUCAGGAUCGCGCCGCUCGCGCCCUGGAGUUGUUUGAUGCGCUCUUCGAAUGCGAGGUACCCAUUGUGGCGCCUCAUUUGCCGCUCAUUGUGGAACUGUGUCUGAAUUUGGCCGCCCAAAGCGAUUUGGAGGAUUCGCUCCGGGUGUCGGCCAUUACACUCUUGGGUCGGUUGGGGCGCCUCAAGAAGAAGGCCAUCAUCAAGCACAAGCUCUAUGGGCCCAUGAUCAACACCCUCUUCCCCAUUAUGUGUUAUGUGCCCCCGGACCAGGAGGAAGAAGCGGUCGAUUUAAUUGAGUGCGCCCACCCGUCCACUUGUGCUUGUCAAGCCAUGGAUUGCCUGGCCAUUCAGUUGCCGCCCGAGAAGUUCAUGCCGCCGUUGUUACGCCUUGUCGAGCCUGCCCUCCAAGAUGGUCGACCGGAAAUGAUGAAGGGCGCCUUCAACGCCUUGGCCGUGAUUGCGGAAGGAUGUUCCGAGCACAUCCGCACCAAAUACAUGGUGUCUUUUUUACAAGCGAUUGGUCAAGGCAUUAAACACACCCAUCCCUCGGUCAAGAGUGCGGCUCUGUACGCUUUGGGUCAAUUCUCCGAGUAUCUCCAGCCCGAGAUCAACAACUAUGCGUCGGAUAUCCUCCCUGUGCUAUUCGAGUUUCUAGAUGAGGCCAGUCAGCAAAUGAAGCAAACCCGACGCGAUCCACCUGGCCUGAAUCGUAUCUUUUACGCCCUCGAGAUCUUUUGUGAGAACCUGGAGAAGAAACUUGAGCCCUUCUUGUCGGACUUGAUGAGCCGUCUCCUGGCUUUGCUUCAGGGCGACGAGAUCUCGGUUCGCACUCAGGAGUUGACCAUUAGCGCUAUUGGCGCCGCCGCCAACGCCACCGGUCAGGCCAUCUAUCCGUUCUUCGAUCCUAUCAUGGUCAAUCUCAAACGCUAUUUGAACCUGACCUCUUCGUCCGAGCAGGAGCUGACCUUGCUCACCCAAAGUAUGGAUACCUUGGGCACAUUGGCUCGAGCCGUUGGACCCACUGGGUUUGUGCCCUCCUUGGCGGAGGAGUGCUGCAAGUUGAGUUUGGAUUUGGUCACCAAGUAUGACGAUCCGGAUGUGCGAAAGUGCGCUUUCGCUAUGUUUGGCAGCGUGUCGUUCGUGGUCAAGGAUCAAGGGAUCGGCGAGGUCUUGCCGAGCAUCAUUGACAUGAUGAUUCGGUCAGUGGAGAGCAAGGAGGGUAUUUCCUUCGAAUAUAAAGAUGAAGGGGACAGCCACUUACCAUUGGAGGACCUCAGUGACGACGAAGACGAAGACGGGGAAAUCUCCUUGAACUCCUCGUCUAACGCGUCGAAUUUGAAGGCCGUCAAUGUGGAAAACGCUUUCGAAGAAGCGGUCGAUUUAAUUGAGUGCGCCCACCCGUCCACUUGUGCUUGUCAAGCCAUGGAUUGCCUGGCCAUUCAGUUGCCGCCCGAGAAGUUCAUGCCGCCGUUGUUACGCCUUGUCGAGCCUGCCCUCCAAGAUGGUCGACCGGAAAUGAUGAAGGGCGCCUUCAACGCCUUGGCCGUGAUUGCGGAAGGAUGUUCCGAGCACAUCCGCACCAAAUACAUGGUGUCUUUUUUACAAGCGAUUGGUCAAGGCAUUAAACACACCCAUCCCUCGGUCAAGAGUGCGGCUCUGUACGCUUUGGGUCAAUUCUCCGAGUAUCUCCAGCCCGAGAUCAACAACUAUGCGUCGGAUAUCCUCCCUGUGCUAUUCGAGUUUCUAGAUGAGGCCAGUCAGCAAAUGAAGCAAACCCGACGCGAUCCACCUGGCCUGAAUCGUAUCUUUUACGCCCUCGAGAUCUUUUGUGAGAACCUGGAGAAGAAACUUGAGCCCUUCUUGUCGGACUUGAUGAGCCGUCUCCUGGCUUUGCUUCAGGGCGACGAGAUCUCGGUUCGCACUCAGGAGUUGACCAUUAGCGCUAUUGGCGCCGCCGCCAACGCCACCGGUCAGGCCAUCUAUCCGUUCUUCGAUCCUAUCAUGGUCAAUCUCAAACGCUAUUUGAACCUGACCUCUUCGUCCGAGCAGGAGCUGACCUUGCUCACCCAAAGUAUGGAUACCUUGGGCACAUUGGCUCGAGCCGUUGGACCCACUGGGUUUGUGCCCUCCUUGGCGGAGGAGUGCUGCAAGUUGAGUUUGGAUUUGGUCACCAAGUAUGACGAUCCGGAUGUGCGAAAGUGCGCUUUCGCUAUGUUUGGCAGCGUGUCGUUCGUGGUCAAGGAUCAAGGGAUCGGCGAGGUCUUGCCGAGCAUCAUUGACAUGAUGAUUCGGUCAGUGGAGAGCAAGGAGGGUAUUUCCUUCGAAUAUAAAGAUGAAGGGGACAGCCACUUACCAUUGGAGGACCUCAGUGACGACGAAGACGAAGACGGGGAAAUCUCCUUGAACUCCUCGUCUAACGCGUCGAAUUUGAAGGCCGUCAAUGUGGAAAACGCUUUCAUGGAGGAAAAGGAACAAGCUGUGAUUGCCUUGAAAGAGAUCUGCCUGAACUCUCCCCAUUCGUUUUACCCGUAUCUUCAAAAGAGCUCCGAGGUCAUCUGGGGCGUGCUCGAGUUUCCCGAUGAGGAUGUGCGCAAAUCGGCUGCGGAAGCUUUGGCCGAAUUUGCCAGAUGCUACUUCAAAAUGGGCACACCCCAAGGACAAGAGGCCUUUCAAAAUGCCAUCACCGCCCUAGUCCCCAAAUUGUGCUCCUUGGUUCAAAGCGACCCGGAAGCUGGCGUCGUUUCCAUGUGUCUGGAUCAAUUGGCCUACCUUUUGAAGGAGUGUCUCAGUGGAGUUGCGGGAAUUCCAGGCUACCCGGAGAUGAUUACUCAAUGCGUGCGACUUGUAAUGAAGUCUGAAUGCGCUUGCAUGGCCACGGAAUCUUGUUGCGACCGCGACUGCAAGUGCGAGCCCGAGGAUGAGAAUAUUCAAUCUGAGCAGGAUGAAGUGCUCUUCGAAUAUGCGGGUGAAGUCCUGCCUGCUUUGGGCAACGCUAUGAAUCCCACUGCGUUCAGCCCUUAUUUCGCCGGGAUGUUGCCCCAUCUGUUGAAAAAGACGAAGAAAAGCUGCACGGUCAGUGAGCGAUCCUUCGGUGCGGGCAGCUUAGCUGAUUGUAUGAAGCCGCUCCAAGGCGCUCUCGACCCGUAUAUCAAAACUCUUUUCCCCAUUUUCUUGACCUUGCUGAACGACGAUGAGGACGACGUCAGGAACAAUGCCAUUUUUGGUCUCGGUGAAUUGGCUUUUCGAUCUGGACCGGCGAUGUACGACAAAUAUUCCACUAUUCUCCAAACUCUGUCCAACAUAUUGGCCGUUGAAGAGAACGUCCGGGUUGUUGAUCAAAUCCUGGGAGCUGUUUGCCGUUUACUGGUCACCAACAUCGAUCUGGUACCCUUGGACGAAGUCUUGCCAGUAAUUUUCAAGAAUUUGCCCCUCAAAGAGGACGUAGAGGAGAACACAAUCAUUAUGAAAGCCAUCCUGGUCUUGUAUGCCCAAGGUCAUCCUCAGGUGCGUCAAAAUGUGCCUAAGAUCAUGGAAGUGGCUGUCACGGCUUUCAAAACCGGGGAAGAGGCCAUGGCGGAAGACAAUGAUUUGGCUAAGACUUUGCUGACCAAUUUGUCACGAGACAUGCCCGAUGAAUUCGCGUCCACCCUCACUGCUAUUCCUGACAACGUUGCGUCAAAAAUCUCCCAGAUUGUUCAAGCCCAAUGAGCUUGAUCGCUUUUAAUGUUGGUAGUCAACAAAGAGUUAAAUAAAUUCCUACGCUUUUAUAUCGACCCGUUGCGACUUCCCUCAACUUCAACCUUUAUGUCACGCUCUAAACUUCCAGA